Molecule: messenger RNA, 1206 nt
Organism: Boeremia exigua
Lineage: Eukaryota; Fungi; Ascomycota; Dothideomycetes; Pleosporales; Didymellaceae
Exons: 2
Source: RefSeq, a predicted model, not a curated record
CAUGCCGUUUGAUAUCGACGACGACCAGUAUGUCGCGAAACUUCUCACGCAAGAUGCUAAGAAGGCGAGCAAGACGUACGAUCUGGUUGGUCUCGACGCUUUCAAUCCCAAGAGAUCAGGACCUGGCGCUCCCAAGCCUAAUACAAACUUCUUGCGGCACAUUAUCCGCCAGACCGACAGUCACAAUGCUGCACUGCUAGCAAAGGAAGCCGAGGACUCGAGCUUGCGGCUCAGGCAGAUGAAUCGCGAGAGAGACAGAGGUCGCACAGAAGCAGUAGACAGGGCAAAGAGGAGGAUAGAAGGGCGCUUGAGUCCUCCGCACCAUGACGAAGAUCCACGACAGCGACGCUCACGGCGAAGAGGGGUGGACGAGGACCAAGACGGCCACAAAGGAGAUCGCAAAAGACGACACGGAGAACACAAAUCGGGUAGUCAUUCCAGGAACCAUGGAGAAGAUAGUAGAGCGAGACAUAGCCAUAAAAGACGAUAUGGGGACAGUGACGAAGACCGCGCAUCGCACAGAUCAAGGCGAACGAGAGAGAGCGGCCGCCGAGAUCGCCACGAUAGGGAAGAGAAACUCGGAGAAAAGACUCGGCAUCGAAGCCGCAGAGAGCGCAGGUCUUACUCCAGAUCGCUGUCUCGAUCACGGUCAAGAUCACCUCGUCGUGAAAGCAACAGGGAGCGACAUCGGCCACGCUCGCCCCGACGCUCAUCGCGCAGCCCAAUCAAGUCUCGAAAGCGCACGCGACGGUCAAAUACUCCAGCGUCUGACUCGGACCCUCUCGAGGCCCUAGUCGGCCCACUACCGCCUCCGUCUGAACCCGCUGUCCGCUCGCGCGGGCGAGGCGCUCUCAAAGCCAACGCCCUCGGCAUUGAGUCUCGCUUCUCUGCAAGUUAUGAUCCUACCAUGGACAUGAGGCCGGGCUCCGAUGCUGGGGAUGACUGGGAUGAAGCACUCGACGCAAUGCGAGAUCGAGAACGGUGGAAGCAACAGGGCGCGGACAGACUGCGUGCAGCAGGUUUCAAGGAUGAACAAGUGAAGAAAUGGGAGAAAGGUGGCGAUCCGAUGGAAGAAGACGUUGUUUGGACCAAACGCGGGCAGGAUAGGGAGUGGGAUAGAGGCAAAGUCGUCGAUGAAGACGGCGACGUAGAGCUCAGAGCUGAGUGGGGAAGAUUGAAGUAAGAACUCGCCAUGGCGAUGUAUAU